This is a messenger RNA of Austrofundulus limnaeus, 8232 nucleotides long. It is a transcript of the gene acanb, whose product is annotated as aggrecan b. The coding region runs from base 117 to 4076 and encodes 1319 amino acids. Lineage: Eukaryota; Metazoa; Chordata; Actinopteri; Cyprinodontiformes; Rivulidae. The transcript has 19 exons. Gene Ontology annotation, biological process: positive regulation of neuroblast proliferation; skeletal system development; cell adhesion. The record is from RefSeq and is a predicted model, not a curated record. Gene Ontology annotation, molecular function: hyaluronic acid binding. Gene Ontology annotation, cellular component: perineuronal net; synapse.
ACAUCUAAAAGUGUGGUAGCGUUCAGCAAGUGCUUCUUUCUGUUCUCCUACACGGGCAGGAACGAGUGGCCCUCGGAGUCACCGGCACUGGGACAGCGACAUCAUCAACGGUAACCAUGACAUCUUUACUUCUGCUGUGUGUGUCUUUCCCCAUCAUCUUGGGAGCAUUUCUUCAACAUGAUGAAGAGAUGGAUGGAACCUUGCGUGUCAGCAUACCUGUGGAGAUGCCUCUCCGCCCUCUGCUGGGGGAUAAGGUAGUUGUGCCGUGCUACUUCCAAGACAACACUGUCAACGACCCCGGAGCCCCCACCAUCGCACCACUCUCGCACCGCAUCAAGUGGACCUAUGUUACCAAGGAGAAAGCUUCCACAAUCUUGGUGGCAACAGAGGGGAAAGUUCAGGUGGAGGCAGAGUACCUGGACAGAGUCACUUUGGUCAACUACCCAAUGGUGUCUACUGAUGCCAGCAUGGAGCUGACAGAGCUGAGCUCCAAAGAUUCUGGCACGUACCGCUGUGAAGUGAUUCACGGAAUUGAGGACAGCUUUGACGUUGUGAACAUCCAGGUUCAGGGUAUCGUAUUUCACUACCGUGCUAUCUCCACCCGCUACACCCUGACGUUUGAAAAAGCCAAAGCAGCCUGUAUCCAGAACAGCGCCACCAUAGCUACUCCAGCACAGCUCCAAGCCGCUUAUGAUGAUGGAUACCACCAGUGUGACGCUGGUUGGCUUUCUGACCAGACUGUCAGGUACCCCAUCCAUGAGCCACGGGAGCGGUGCUAUGGAGACAAGGAAAACUUCCCUGGAGUGAGAACCUAUGGCAUUAGAGACAUUAACGAAACUUAUGAUGUGUAUUGUUUUGCAGAGAAAAUGUCAGGCAAAGUCUUCUACUCCAUGUCUGUAGAGAAGUUUACAUUUUAUGAAGCACAAGAUCAGUGUGCCAAGCUCGGUGCCAGGCUGGCCACCACCGGCGAGCUUUACCUUGCCUGGAAAGGUGGUAUGGACGUGUGUAAUGCCGGCUGGUUGGCAGAUAGGAGUGUACGCUACCCAAUAAACAUCGCCAGACCUCAAUGUGGAGGAGGACUUUUAGGAGUGAGAACCGUCUACUUGUUCCCCAAUCAGACAGGGUACCCCUACCCAGACUCUCGCUAUGAUGCCAUCUGCUUCCAAGCAAGUGAAGAUGACGGUGCAGUUCCUGAGAGGACCACACCCUUCCCAGAUGUCGUUCAAACCAGACCUGACCCCGAGUUGUACCCAGGAGUAACCCCUGAACCUGGGCAGGAGGUCAGGUCUGAAAAAGUGGAAGUUCUUCCGUCAUUGCCUGGUCCACCGGGUGUGAGUGGCCAAGAUAUUCUAUUAGUUCCUGGAUUGGAUUUGACAGGUGAAGAUGUCAACAUGGCUCCCACUGGUGUGGUGUUCCACUACCGACCCAUCACUGGUCGGUACGCUCUGACCUUUCUUGAGGCUCAAGAGGCAUGUGAAAGCAUUGGAGCAGUCAUCGCCAGCCACCAGCAGCUUCAGGCAGCCUUUGAGCAAGGCCUACACCAGUGUGACGCCGGCUGGCUGCGCGACCAAACAGUGCGGUAUCCAAUUGUGUCACCUAGAGACAAGUGUGCUGGUAAUCUGCUAACACUUCCAGGAGUGAGAUCCUACGGCUUGAGACCAGCGAGUGAACGCUACGAUGUGUUUUGUUAUGUGGAACGCCUAAAAGGGGAGGUCUUCUUCACCAGCGACUUCGACAGCUUCUCCUACGACGAGGCAGUUCAGCAUUGUCAGAAACUGAACACCACCCUGGCCACCCCUGGGCAGCUGUACGCAGCCUGGAAACAGGGACUGGACAAGUGCCGCCCAGGCUGGCUGAUGGACCGGAGUGUCCGCUACCCAAUUACCACCCCCAAGCCGUACUGUGGAGGUGGCCAAGCUGGGGUCCACAUCAUCUACGCCUUCUCCAACCAGACAGGGUUUCCUGACGAGGACUCACGUUACGACGCCUACUGUUUUAGAGCUGAAAGUUCUGAUGUCGAAAUAGAAAAAGAAGCCAUUGAUCAUCUGGUAAAAACAUUUGUGCAGCCUACAGAAGCCAGCACUGAUCCCAUUUCUCCUGCUGCUACCACAGAGGUCUACAAUCAAACAGAAGAAGCUGUAAAUAUCACCGAAGAAUUUAUACAGAAAGCAACUGUCCCGACUCAACAUGUUGCUCCUACAGUUUCUGCAGAGAGAGUCCCUGUCCCUCCUGUCCCAACUGAUGUGUCCGGAUCUGGUUCAGCUGAACAUUCAGCUAGCGGGGAGACCUCCGGAGAGUCCACCUCCACCAGUUCCAGUGGGGACGUGUCCGGGUCGGGACAUGACAUCAUCUUCAGUGGACACACUGAUGUGUUCUCCGGAGAACAGUCUGCCUCUGGGAGUCCAGAGCAGCUGGAGGAGGGAAGUGUUGAUAUCUUCACAUCUGGAGAUUUGGGCAGUGUAUCUGGAUCUGGAUCUGGAACUGGAUCUGGAUCUGGAUUUGGAUCCGGAUCUGGAUCUGGACCUAGAUCUGGAUUUGGAUCUGGACUUGGAUCUGGAUUUGGAUCUGGGUCUGGACUUGGAUCUGGAUUUGGAUCUGGAUCUAGCAUCAGUAUACCAGGAUCUGGUAGCAGUGGAAGUGGGGAUGUCAGCGGCAGCGGUGAAGCCUCUGGGAUCCUCAUGGUGAACGGAGAGAUGGUCGAGGUGUCAAAAACCCACCAAAACCACACAGAGCAGGAGUUUGGUCAGGGUGGUCUCAUUAUCAGCGGAGACUUUAUGGAAUCCAGUGCUUCCGGAUCAGGACACGUGUCUGGUUCAGGCUCUGGCGAGUUCUCUGGCGUUUCAUUUAUUGACCACAGUGGCAUCGACUUGACCGAACAGCCGUCUGGGAACCAAGAACUGUCUGGAUAUCAGCCCUCUGGAUCAGGGUACCACAGUGGUCUCCCCAGUGGGUUUCCCUCUGGUGCUUCAGGCAGCGGUUCUGCCUCUGGAGACCCCUUCCAUCCUCACCCUGAUGUCAUUCUAAUAAUAGAUGACGAGAUGAUCGAAAUGAGCGGAUCCACCCCACAACCUGAGCACGGUCGUGGUGUGGUGGUGACGAGCGGCGAAGGUAGUGGUUCAGGGAUCAGCGGAUUCAGCGGCUCUUUGCAAACAUCUGGAACUGGAAUCCCUCACAAAACACCAGCUGGUCUGACGACCUACGAACUAUAUGAUACAGUGACUCCAGAUACAAGCUAUGCCUCCCAAACCACAGCACCAUCCGUGUCAUUCAUAACCCCUGCAGUUGUGGAGCAGCCUGGAGUAGAAGACGACCCUUGCGAUCCAAACCCCUGCGGCGCCGGGUCCUGCUCUGUGCAGGGGGAACGUGCCGUGUGUCUGUGUCCAGGGGGCUUCACCGGUGAAAACUGCUCAACCUCUCUGCAGGACUGCCCUGAAGGCUGGAGGUUGUUUCAAGGCAGCUGUUACUACCUCUCUGAGGACAGACACACCUGGUCUGAGGCCGAGCAGCGCUGUCGAGAUAUCAACGCUCACCUGGUCAGCAUCAACUCCCUGGAAGAGCAGGAGUUUGUCAGCUCCAGUGGUCUGGACUACCAGUGGAUUGGACUCAGUGACCAGGACAUCCAGAAUGAGUUCAAAUGGACAGAUGGAAGUCCUCUGUCCUUUGUGAACUGGAGGCCCAACCAGCCAGAUAACUACUUCAGCUCUGGAGAGGACUGUGUGGUGUUGAUCUUACAUGAGGGUGGGCAGUGGAACGAUGUGCCCUGCAACUACCACCUCCCCUACACCUGCAAGCUUGGACCUGUGAUGUGCAGAGCGCCUCCUGAAGUGGAACACGGCAAACCGAUGGGGAGCAGCAGAGAUCGCUACCCCGUCAACUCUAUAGUCCGCUACGAAUGUGACGCAGGCUACACACAGCGCCACCUGCCGGUCAUACACUGUAUGGAGAGCGGAGAAUGGCAACAGCCAAAAGUAGAGUGCAUAGAAGCCGAUGCCAACAGUCAGAGGCUACACAAAAGGUCCCUCUGGAGAAGAAGGAAAGAUGUCAGCAGCCAACAGGAGCAGAGGAAACUGCUCUGAGCAGCACUGAAAGAGACAUACAACAGAGAGCCACAAAGGAACCUUCUUGGAGAGAAGCUCGGACACUCAUGCAAAUGUCUGACCAAAUACAUGCCCUCCUCUGUACGACCACACACUAAAGCACAUUUAGAGAGACAGUGAUGGAUGUUUUGGAUCUUUGAUUGACACCCUGCACCCUUUGAAAGCAGGUUUUUCUUGAUUUUUCUUGUUUGGCAUGUAUUUUAUAAUCCAGUAUUUUUGAAAUGUCUUGCUACGGUCUUUAAUACAAUCUGCAGCUCACAAAGAAGGGUUGAAAAGACUCAAUGAAAUGAGGCUGAAGAGUGACAAGCAAAAUCCAAAACAGAUUAGGAAGUGUUUUCAAUUCAGACAGCAUAGCUUUUUAAUGUAUUUAGUGUUUUUUCCUAAAUUUCUCUCUCUCUCUUUCUCUCUGUCUCCUUUUUUUUCAUGAGUUUAAGAUGCUAAACACAACUUUUGUUUCUCUCUAUCAAAGGCAGUGCAGUGUCUAGACAAACCUAAUGCCUGUGACAAUGAUAAACAUUACAUUACGGCUGUUUUAUUAGAUUUGUCAAAGAUAACUUUGAGGUUUCCGACAGACUCCAGUGCCUCAAACCUAAAAGCAGAAAAAUACUUGUUUCAAGUUUUUAAUCUUGUCACAACCUUAUGUUUGACAUCUAAAAGGCCCACUUUGGCUUUUGUUCUGUAUAUUGAUGAUAAUCCAAGUAAAUAUGUGACUAAGUGCAACACAAUCUGGAUUGAAAUAAUCGGCACUUUAUGCACUUUUGAAGCCUUUUGUCAUUUUUGUGCUAAUCAUUUGAAUCCAGUGCACUUUGAAAUACAACUAAAGAAAACGAAAAGCAACCCUUCUUUGCAAUUUCUACAAUUCCAGUGAUAACUGCUGGAGAUUUCUCCCAGUGGGUGUCACCAGAAUGGUGCACACCUCAGUUAUCUAUAGACCUUACGUUUUUAGAUUGUUGCUUAUUAAAACCAGUCCAGUCAGUUUAUGGUGGUCUGAUUUGAGAAUUGUGGAGUCAGAGUUUGCUUUGUGUUGAGUUUCUUCCUGUAAAUAUCCUCACUACAUUCUGAACAGCAGGAUCUGUCAUUGAGUUGCACAGUGCAGUUUUAACUGUCUGAUUCUUCAUCUUCGUGUUUUCUGAACUGUUAGUUCUGAGAACCAGCAGCGCAGAAGAAGCUGAUUUUUUCAUUUUAACAAACUUGCCUCUUGACAUUGGAGGGAGUUGAGCCUUUAAGAAAAAGUUACAGAGACAUUUACUGUGAAGAGAUACUGUACUUCAGAUCUAUUUAAAGUUUUGUUCUGAAAAUAAGUUUAUGAAUAAAUAAUAUCUUACCUGUUGUAGACAACUCUUUGUACAAGUUCAAUUUGGAAAAACAGAAUUUAAUUCGGGCCAGAUUGAUGAACUAAUAAUGAUGUUAAUUUGAGACAAAAGUGAAUGUGUGCUGUUGGAAAGCAACCUCAAGCUCAAAUAUUUUAUUUUACAAACCUUUAUGUUGCUGUUGAUUUUACAUUACAGCCCAGGAUGCACCAGAAGUGGUACAGCUAGCUGCUGCUAUUUGUGCUUGCAAAUAAUAACAGUAUUUUGUAAAUAACAAUGUAAUGCAAGACUGAUGUAAUGUGAUGUGAAAGUUUAUUUAAAAAGUGUUAAAUUUGAAGUUGGCAGCAAACCUCUUUAGUCUUGGCUUCAUUUGAACUCAGCUGUUAGCUCAUUUAUUUGAUCAGAAUUAAACUGUAUUCCUCCAAACCGAGUUCGUUCAAAGAGCUAUCUACACCAUGUAAAACCAGAGCCCCACUUCAGAAGGUCUGAAUUCUUGCUUUAAGGUCCAGAUUAGCUUCCUCUCUGAGAUCAAACACAAAAUUAUUAAUAUCUGACCUUUUUAAUGCAGUCUUUAAUGAUCAGUUUAGUAAAACUUCAUAAAAUGAAAAUAAUUUUAAGCAGUAUGGUAGGAUUUUACCUAUAUUAAGUUAGAAAUAAAACAUGUUAAUAAAAUUUAAAAAACAAGUGGACUUCUACUCUGUAGUUUAACGUCCUAAGAUUUCACAAUUCAACACUUGAGAGUUCUAAGGCUUAAACUGCACGAGAAGCUAAAUUCACAUCCAGAUUAAUCUCCCUCCCUUCCCACCGGAGAGUCAUUGGGGUCUUUGUUUGCCUGGCUCACUAGAGACGUUCUGGUUGGCUGCAUGAAGGCAUUGAUUAGAGGGGAAAUGACUCAGUGACCGCUUUAAUGCUCCAUUCUAAGCUUUAGGAAGCUGAAGUCUGAAGGCUUUUCUUACAAUAAAGUUCUGCAAAAUUGCUGCAAAGACCGGUCCGUCUUUAUGCAUCUUCUAGUUGUUCAUAAAUCACCAACAGAGCCAGCCGCUGCUCACAUAAACAAACUUUCAAAACACAGCAAAUUAACGCAGUUUAGCAAUUCUCAUUGUAGUGAAUGGAUUGUACAGGCCAUUUUAUCACUUCAUCACAUUAUUGAUCCACAUCUUACCUUUUAACAUGUCGACCGUUCUGGCUCUGCCACUGCUUUGCUCCCCUCACCAUCACAAGAUGUCAAAAUCUUGGCUUGAGGUGUUUUGUGAAAUAGCCUCGUGACACAGUUUUACUGUCACCACAACUCUGUCUUUAUAACCAAGACAGAAGGAAAAGGAACACAUUGAAAAAGCUCUCCAAACAUGUCGGGGUUUUUGUCAAAUCCAAAAGGAAACCAAUAAAACAUGCCACAGAAUAGAACAGAACAGAGAAAAAAGUUUUAAAAAAGCACAAAUACCUGGUCAUCCUAUGUUAAAGGUGUAUCUGAGUAUCCCUAAAUACAACUUUCCAAAACAUUUCAAACCAAACAGGACUCUCAGAGGCGGGUCCAUCCUAAAGAUAUAAAACCAACUGAGCGGUGUGGUGUUUAGUGAAUGUUCAGACCUGAACAUUGACCAGAAAGUCAUUUUUAAGUAAAACCACAACAUUACAUGAUGCCAUACAAGACAGAAGCAACUUUUUGAACUCAGAUUAAAAAGCAAAACAUCCAGCAUCAGAGUCAAACUGAGUGUGAACUAUAAGGAUGGCUGACUGCAGAGUGCUGUUUGUGCUGCUCAGUCUUUUCAGUUUAUCAGAGCUCCUGACACAAACCACACAGUAUAUGAUGCGUUUCACACUUUCCACAAAUAAUGUUAAUCCAAUCAAACCGUGAUGUUCAUGAACCAUUUAAAUCAUUUGAACGGCUCCUAACGACAAACAACAGGACUCGAGUUGCGGACAGUAAAGAGUCGUUCCUAGUUUGUUUGUUUUUUUUACUUCUCGGAAUAUCUUUAUUUUUUUCCUCCUUAACCACAAAGACGGUCCCUUCUCCUUCGCUUUUUCACGAAAAACAGGCAGAGCGUGGAGUACAGCAGCUCAAGGGGAAAGGUGGAGGCGGUUCUGCUUGACAAAACAAAUGAUUCAGCAUAUUUUGCUACGUGGUGACGUCACUCAUUCAAAAUCGAAUGAUUCUAUGAAACAAAUGGUUCGUCAAGAUCCCUUCAAAGAGCCGUUUGUCCCGUCUCUAAAACAAACAUGACUAUAUUUACUAUAUACUUGUCAUUUUGGGUGUAACUGUUUUCACCCUUGACUGAGGUGUGUACGUGUUGUUAAAAUACAAAAAUCACAGCAUAACCAUUGUCCUGGCUUUAAAACUACAGUGGGUACAACACUUGUCCAUACAGCAAUUGCAAUGACAUCAUUACCAUGUAAAUGUAUUACUUAUUCACAACCAACAGUGAAAAAUAUCUGUUUCCAGUGAUUUUUCGCAGGGUCUAAAGCUUGAAAAGCAUCACUCUCCAGUUUUGAGAUAAGAAGCGAAACAUUUUUAACUACAGAAAAAAAGUCCAGUUGUUUUGUUAUUUCAAGUUUUUUUGUUUCUUUUGUUGUGGGAUUUUCCAUGUCCUUGUUGACUCUACACCAGCCUUUGUCUGUGAUAAGGACAAACUUCACCAUGAGGGAAAAAACUUUAAGGAAAACCUGGUGCUUUAGGAAUUACUAAUGUCAGUAUCAGUGUGUUGUUAAGUGGCUGUUGAACAAACUACAAAGUCUUAACAAAUAAACCAAAAUACAAGCAAACAGACAUAACUAUUGAUGUGACUUUGUCCAGAUUCUGAACUUAUGAAAUAAAACUUGGAAUCAUU